This is a messenger RNA of Biomphalaria glabrata, 1751 nucleotides long. RefSeq lists its product as uncharacterized. The record is from RefSeq and is a predicted model, not a curated record. Lineage: Eukaryota; Metazoa; Mollusca; Gastropoda; Planorbidae. The transcript is spliced from 6 exons. The coding region runs from base 1167 to 1649 and encodes 160 amino acids.
CUUCUGAAACCCAAAGUUAGAGCCUUCAUUAGUUUCCCCUUUUAGUUACCAAAGCUGACUAAGGUGGAGCGAUAAAGCAAAAUGCCUAGAAAAAAAAAACAGAGGAGAAAGGUUGAGAAGCACUCUGUAUUAGCCUAGAAUUUUUCUCACACAUAAAAUACAACCCGUCCACCUCUUCUUAAAAUGUAUUAAUUAAUUAAUUUUUUAACCUGCAACUUCUUACUAGUAGGAAUGAUGCUAUGUAAAAGAAAGAAAAAAAAGUGAGUUUCUAAAGUUCAGAAACACUGAUAAAAAGUUUCACCAAGAAAUGACGAAUGGGGCCGCAAACAUUUUUUGGUGUAAAUUCUAAAACAUUUUAGAUGGUAAUCAAAGUUUGAAUAAGGUUAACAUGUUAAACAGAAAGAAACAACAUUUUCUGUAAAGUCUUAUUUAAUAAACUUACAUUUUUAUAUAAGUAGUAGCCAAGCAUAAAAUGUCAUAAUCAAUCAAAAUUAAAAUAGAAUAGAUACUCAUUUCACAUUUGUGUAACAAUAUUGGGAAAUGUUUGGAGACUAUUGUUGGGGGGGGGGGGUGACACCCUGAGCCUACAGCACCGGGUGACACCGAUCCUAGUGACGCCACUGGAUGUCAUUACAGCACGUUUAAAAAUUAAUCACUUUUAUAUGCUAACAAUGAAAGCAAAUGUUUUGGAAAAAUUAAUAUUUUACUAAAUACAUGUGCUAAUUCUAAAUGAAGUCAUAGGUAUCCAUCAAAUGUCUGUGACUAUGAUAAAGACAUAUCUCACCGACCUCCUUUAUUUAAAAAUAAAUUCUUGUACAAUGAAUUAAAAAAUCAAAACAAAAUUGACUAUCAAAGAAAAAAAAGCAGCCUUUGCAACAGAAAGGUUGAGAGAUCUAAAAUUUCAUAAUAUCGGAUUUUCAAUAUCUUUAUAGUUUUUUCAGGACAGACCUACAGCCAGACAGACAACAAAAAAACUAAUAGCGGCUUUUCCCCUUUUGGGGGCAACUAAUAAUAACUCAUAUGAACUAUAGUUGAGGGGAUGACACUUCACAGAUAGUCUCAAUUUGACAUAACGUUAGUUUUGUGUUAGUAUUUUAGAAUUCUACGAUCAGUUUACUAAUAAGAAAAAACAACAACAUAUUUAGGAGCUACAGCUAAAUCUAACAAUGGCAGAGGCGGCCCCAGAAAGUUAUUCAAAUGAUGUUUCCGACACUGGUCAUCAAGAUAAACAUUGGGAUGAUAACAACUUUGAUGGAGAGACUGAUGAGACAAUGUACAGUAACACACUAUAUGAAGAAACGGACCUUCUACAAAUAGUCGACAAAAUGGAAACAAAAUUACAAAGUUUAAGUAAACGAGUAAUUUUUCUGCAACAAAAACUUACAGAUCAAAUGAGGCUGGAGAAUCUUAUACAAAAAUGUCAAGAAGAAAGAUCUGAUUUAGCCAGUGAGAUAGAGGAAUGGGGCAAUUACUUAAAAAGAGAAAUCAAUAAAUUGGCAAAAAAGAAAACAAAUCAUGAAGCAAAGAUUAAAGAACUUGAAAGGAGCAUUGAUCUGAUCAAACAUUAUACAGGUUUUAUUUGCUUAGUUUGUUUUGCAAACCUCCUCUUGGCUAUCCUCAUAGUAUUUGGUGACUGUUGUAUGCUUUAGUCUUAUAUUGAAGAGGGGGUUUAUCAUAAAAAAAAAAGAUUCAGAUGGGGUUUUAAACUCAAAAUCCCCCUUGGCUAUGCUAAUAAAAUUUGGUGACUGUCA